GAUCUAAUGACAAGAGUCACGGCGGUAGGGUUGACGAUAAGCGACUGCCUACCAAUAGGAUUAGCUCCAACGAGCUGAAGUGAACUCCUUUGAGGUCUUGCACUAACACGACCAACCCCACUUCAUCUCAAGCGUGAAGUCGUUUAACCACUCUCACAUAAAAAGACCAGCGGCAGCCACCAUCUACAUAUUCCCCUCAUCGCUCUCUGUUUCUCCUCAACUCUCUGGAUCAAGUUCAUCAUACAAAGAAGAAAGCUAAUCCGAUCUCUACCGAAGAUGCGCGUCUUAGGUCUUCUCGGCGGUACAACCUACAACGCAACCCUCCUCUACUACAAACAAAUAAACGCCUAUGUCCAACACCAUCUCGGCGGAGGCCACUCCUCCAAACUCCUCCUUCACUCCUUUGACCAUGCCGAACUCUUUAAUUUCUUCCAAGCAGGCAACUACAACGAAGUAUCCCGGCAAAUAUGCACCGCUGCAAAGAAUCUCAAGUCCAUCGGCGCAGAAGCCAUCGUUCUCUGCGUCAACACGAAUCAUCGCUGGGCAGAAGAUAUCGAAAAUGCAACGGGCCUUCCACUGCUGCAUAUCAUUGACUUUACGGGUGACGCUAUAGUUAAAGCGGGGUUGAAGAAAGUUGCGUUGUUGGGAACGCAGAUUAGUAUGGAGCAUGAUUUUCUGAAGGGGAGGCUUGAGAGGAAGUUUGGGGUUGAAGCAUUUGUUCCGGAGAGGGAGGCGGCGAGGAAGAGGAUGGAUCGUGUCAUUUUUCAGGAGUUGUCUUGUAAUAAGGUACUGCCUGAGUCAAGGGAGUUUUACUUGGAUGAGAUUAGGAAGAUGUUUCAGAGGGGUUCUGAAGGUGUUAUUUUGGGGUGUACCGAGUUACAGAUGAUAUUAAAGCCGGGGGAUGUUGACAUGCCGAUGUUUGAUACUGUUGAGUUACAUGCGAAGGGAGUUGCUAAGUGGCAGCUGGAGGGGUAAAAGUGUUCAUAACUGUUGGAUCAUCUGAUAUCAUAAAGUGAAAUGCUGCCUCAUUGCAACAGC
Fusarium redolens is the source of this 1038-nucleotide messenger RNA. Its product is annotated as Asp/Glu racemase. The transcript has a single exon. Gene Ontology annotation, molecular function: amino-acid racemase activity. The record is from RefSeq and is a predicted model, not a curated record. NCBI's taxonomy places the organism in Eukaryota, Fungi, Ascomycota, Sordariomycetes, Hypocreales, Nectriaceae. Bases 277 to 975 code for a protein of 232 amino acids.